AUUUAUAUUCCAAGGAAUCGUCGAAUCGCCUACGUAACCCUUAUAAACCCUAGACCCAACUUCAACUCUCAAUUGAGUCUCCAAAACCCUAGAAAAUUCAAUUGCUCAUUCAAGAUCACGAUGAAGUCAGUAUCAGCACACGUUGUAUCCUCAAAGCCAGUCUCUUUAGCCACAGCUUCGAGAAUCCUCUCCAAUUUCGUCUCUAUGGAGAACGGAGCUUCUCACGCCGUCUCCGUCUAUCUCCGCCGCGCUGCCACCUCUUUCGCCGAAUUGAAUCAGUUCCACAAGGACCUCAAAUCAUCCUCCUCUUCUAAGUCCCUCAAAAAACACUCUCAAAUCAUCGCAUUUGAUUUCGGACAGGACGAGACGGAGAUUAAGGGGGAGGGGGAUAAAGUGGAGGAGAUCGAGGGAAAUGCUGGAAUUCUGGUGGAAAAGAGUGAGGUCACGAAGAAGAAGAAACGGAAAGGCGAGGAGAUUGAGGGCGAUUUUUCGGGGGAGUCUGCGGAGCAGAGUGGAUUGAGUAAGAAGAAGAGGAGGAAGACGGAAGGCGAUUGAUAAGUGCGGUGAUUAUUGUGUUUUUAUAUACUGUUGUUAUUUUAAUUAAUUGUGUUCUCCGAUAGAAGUUGCUGGGAUAGUGGGGCAAUGUUGAGGACUAUACUGUUAUAUUGAGUGCGCGAGGGAGCUCAGGGAGGAAAGAUAAUGAGAAUUUUGAUGUUAGUUAUGCACUCAGUCUCUGAUUGUGAUACUGUAUGGACUAGCUCUCUUAUGAAUACUGAUUUUGUUUUGAUUGAGUAA
Molecule: messenger RNA, 795 nt
Organism: Daucus carota subsp. sativus
Lineage: Eukaryota; Viridiplantae; Streptophyta; Magnoliopsida; Apiales; Apiaceae
Exons: 1
Coding region: 121-555 (144 amino acids)
Source: RefSeq, a predicted model, not a curated record